Molecule: messenger RNA, 2648 nt
Organism: Pistacia vera
Lineage: Eukaryota; Viridiplantae; Streptophyta; Magnoliopsida; Sapindales; Anacardiaceae
Exons: 5
Coding region: 105-2477 (790 amino acids)
Source: RefSeq, a predicted model, not a curated record
UCGCAAAAUCACAUUCUUUCUGAAUCCCAUUUCAUUCCAAUUAAAACUUCUCUCUACUCCACAGCAAAUUCUCUUUCUCUUUACGAUAUCUUUGAAAUCUGACUAUGGAUCUUGGGUGCUUGGACUUCGGUUGCAUCUCAGUCUCAGACAAGUUAAGCAAUGACACAGCUGUUGAUUCUACAAACAAAGAAAGCGUUUCAAAUGAGCCCAUAUCAGCCAAUUCUAAAUCUGGAAAGAGUAGAUCCCCAAAAGGGACAUCCCAAUCAACAUUGAAUGCACUAAACAAGUUUACAUCACAAAUUAAAAAGCCUCCUCACCGAAAAAAUUCUCCUAUCAAUUGGUUUCCUCGCAAAAAGGUGGACUCCUAUUUAAAGAGGAAGAUAAGAAUGCUGCAGGAAGUAGAUGGAAUGAAUUUAACUCUUGAUGAAACGCUAGGUGACACAAAUCCACAUUACUCAAGAGUUCUUAGAGAGAAAAUCGCAGCAAGAGAAGCUGCACACAAAGCAAUGGAGGCUCGGAAAGCUGCACUGGUGGAAGCAUCUUGGUGUCGAAUACUUAAAGCAGCAAGGAUCCAAAACAAAGAAGCAGAAUCCCUUCUGUUGAAAUCUGAGAAAGCUGCAGCCAAAGCUUUUGAAGCAGCAACAGCCAUGGGAGUGAUCAUGUAUGAUACACCAAAUUGUCCUCAAACUCAUUGUCAAGUAGAAACAUUUGCUGCUGUAAACGGAGGAGGGUCUACCACCCAUACUAUUACAGCAUCAUUUGAAACUGCAUUUGAAGUAGAUAAAGAAGUUGCUGCAGCAGUCAAAACGGCAUUCAUUAGGCUUGCAAAUUGCUCUUCCUUUAGUAAAGAUGAAUUCAGAGAUUUGCUGCAUAAAAUCAGUGAGAACCCGGACACAGGUGACAGUAAUCAGGAAAUAUCAGAAUUUUCUUCAGAAUGUGAAUCAGAGUCUGGGUCAGAACUUGAAACAGUCUCUCAAAAGAAUGGUUUUGGUUCCCAAGAUUUCGACUUGAAGAUGCCAGUUAAUGGAAUAAGGCAGAGGAAAUCCAAGUCUUCUGACAAGUUCAGCAUGACCAUACUUGUCGACAUGAUGCUUGAGAGGCUCAGACAUUUGCAGGAAGAAGAACUUUCAUCUCUUGCCACAAUAGUUGCUACUUGUGGUUUAAAUGCUGCCUUAGCUAAAGUAGAGAAUUGUAAGAUGCAUUAUCCAAACUCUGCUAGUGAUAAUUCCUCCAAUUCAGUUCUUAAUCCUCGACGAAUGUCUUCUUUGGGAGUAGGAAUAGCAAGAAAAGCUAACCUUGAUUACUUCAUGGAUGGACCAGCAAGCAGGAAACACAUUGAGUUGGAACUCCCAAGUCUAGACAAAUUUUUGGUUAAGCACAUGUCGAAACUUGAAAGAGAGGUGCAAGAAGCCAAGAAGUCCAGAAUGAAUGAAUCCAGGAAAACUACUGGGGAGAAUCCUGGUAAAGUUGAAGAUGGACAAGUCAAGUCAGAUAAUGAACCUACUCAAUCUGAGACCACUUCUGAUCUGGGAAGUGUGCCUGUCAAGCAUUCUUCAAAGUUUGCGAAAGAGAUAGAAGAAGCAAAGAAUAACUACAAUAAGUUCGAAAUUGUCCAUAAAAACUUGGAAGCAGGAGGAAUGCCGGACCAAGUGGUUACUCGCAGGAAGGAAGAUGUUCAAGAUGUCCCCAGUCUAGAUAAGUAUCUUGUGAAACAUGUCUCCAGACUGGAAAAAGAAGUCCAAGAAGCUAGGAGCAAAAGAAAUAAUGACCCAAUUGGAAGCAGGGUGAUUGAUUCAACAGAGAAGAAGUCUUUAACUUCUGUCCCAAAAUCUGAGAAAAAUGAAAUUUCUUUUUCUAAUAGAGUAGUGGGGAAAGAAAAUAUUGACCUGAAUAAGGAAGAUGCUAGAUUUUCUGAAAACGAACAUAAGGGUGUGAAGGCUGGAACUGAAAAAACAGUAGACAGUCUUGACAAGAUCUUGGUGAAGCCAGUGCAUCAGUUGGAAAGGGAGAAAAUGCAGGCAUUGUCCGACGGAAAUACUAACGGUUACCGUAGUUCUGAAAAGAAACAAAUAUGGAACUGUGUUACAGACCGUGAUAGCUUGGACAAAGUCUUGGUAAAGCAUGUUUCUAGAUUGGAAAAGGAGAAAAUGAUGUCAAAUGCAAGCGAAGAAAUAGUAAAAGUGAAGAGGAACACACAUUCGCAGAUGAAUGAAGAGGGUAGUCUUGACCAAGUUUUGGUUAAACAUAAAUCAAGACUCGAGAGAGAAAAGAUGGCCAAGGCUGCUCAGGAACCAGAAGUCCAGAUUAGAUACUCGGUAUCUCGUAGAGAAGCGAGGGAGAGAGAAUUGCAAGAAACAUGGGGAGGUUUGAGCUUAGGAAAUUCCAUUAGGCCACAUCUUUCUAAACUUGAAAGAGAUAAGGCUGCUUGGAUUAAAGCUGAAGAGGAGGAAAGGAGGCAGACAAUGAAAAAAGUGUAGCUUUUCUUGAUUUGCUUUUCCCCCCAAGAGUAGUGUUUAUAUUAUAAUGAAAUUGUAACAUAUAUAUAUAUACAGCCGGCCCUCUGUAUGCCUCUUUUUAGUUUCUGUAUCAUACUGUUGAGUGAUUCGUCAACAUAGAGGAGCUUCCUCUUGCACAUUUCUUUUUUUUAA